Drosophila takahashii is the source of this 1491-nucleotide messenger RNA. It is a transcript of the gene Yp3, whose product is annotated as Yolk protein 3. Gene Ontology annotation, biological process: lipid catabolic process. The record is from RefSeq and is a predicted model, not a curated record. Gene Ontology annotation, molecular function: lipase activity. Lineage: Eukaryota; Metazoa; Arthropoda; Insecta; Diptera; Drosophilidae.
AACGUCGUUCAACGUUUGGCCCGAUCUGAUCUGAUCUGAUCUGAAAAAACCCGGUUCCCCUCAGCAAAAUGAUGAGUCUCCGCCUCUGCCUGCUGGCCACCUGCCUCCUGGUGGCGGCCCAUGCCUCCAAGGAUGGCGCCAACAUGCAGCUGAAGCCCACCAAGUGGCUGACCGCCUCCGAUCUGGAGAGCGUGCCCUCCCUCAACGACAUCACCUGGGAGCGUUUGGAGAACCAGCCUUUGGAGCAGGGAGCCAAGCUGAUCGAGAAGAUCUACCACGUUGGCCAAAUCAAGCACGAUCUGACCCCCAGCUUUGUGCCCAGCCCAAGCAACGUGCCCGUCUGGAUCGUCAAGUCCAACGGCCAGAAGGUCGAGUGCAAGCUGAACAACUACGUGGAGACCGCCAAGGCCCAGCCCGGUUUCGGUGAGGAUGAGGUCACCAUCGUCCUGACCGGCCUGCCCCAGAACAGCAACGCCCAGAAGAAGGCCAUGCGCAAGCUGGUCCAGGCCUACGUCCAGAAGUACAACCUCCAGCAGCUGCAGAAGAACGCCCAGGAGCAGCAGCAGCAGCAGAAGAGCAGCGACUACGACUACACCAGCAGCGAGGAGGCCGCCGAUCAGUGGAAAUCGGCCAAGGCCGCCAGCGGCGAUUUGAUCAUCAUCGACCUCGGCUCCACCCUGACCAACUUCAAGCGCUACGCCAUGCUGGAUGUGCAGAACACCGGCGCCAUGAUCGGCCAGACCCUGAUCGAGCUGACCAACAAGGGAGUGCCCCAGGAGAUCAUCCAUCUGAUCGGCCAGGGAAUCAGCGCCCAUGUGGCCGGAGCUGCCGGCAACAAGUUCACCGCCCAAACGGGCCACAAGCUGCGCCGCAUCACCGGUCUGGACCCCGCCAAGGUGCUGUCCAAGCGUCCCCAGACCCUCGGCGGUCUGUCCCGCGGCGAUGCCGACUUCGUUGAUGCCAUCCACACCUCGACCUUCGCCAUGGGCACCCCCAUCCGUUGCGGCGACGUGGACUUCUACCCGAAUGGACCCUCGACGGCGGUUCCCGGCGCUGAGAAUGUGAUCGAGGCUGUGGCCCGUGCCACCCGCUACUUUGCCGAGUCCGUGCGUCCCGGCAGCGAGCGCAACUUCCCCGCCGUGCCGGCCAACUCCCUGAAGCAGUACAAGGAGCAGGAUGGCUUCGGCAAGCGCGCCUACAUGGGUCUGCAGACCGACUUCGAUCUGCGCGGCGACUACAUCCUCGAGGUCAACCCCAAGAGCCCCUUCGGCCAGCGCAGCCCCGCCCACAAGCAGGCCGCCUACCACGGCGUCCACCAGGCCCGCAACUAGGGAUCCACGUCCCCCGAUGGUUGGAUGGAACCCGUGCAGCUCCUGAUACUCAGAGAAAUCCGCAAAACGUAGGCUAGCUUAGAAAAUCCAUAAAACAAACGAAAAAACAAAAAAUACUUCAAAAACUCCAUAAAAAUAAAAGCUGCAAAUUAACUAAAAA